UUCGGAAAUUCAUUUUCACCAGUGUACUGACAGUAUCGUCCUGGCCGAUGCAAAGCUUGUCCAUAUAUUUAUUUCACUUCGUCAUCUAUAAAAUUAAAACUCGCUAGCCCUUGUCAAUCACUUCUUCACUGAUCACAGCACACAAUGAGCUUUACAGUAGCAUUGACAAUCCUUUUGAGUUUUCUCCUUCCCUUGUGGAUCAUGUUGAUGAAGAAGCGAGAUGAACACAAGAGCCUCCCUCCGGGGCCUAAGAAGCUUCCCAUCAUAGGAAACCUCCACCAGCUCAGUCAACCUAUCCACCAAUCGUUUCAACGCCUUUCAGACAAACAUGGCUCCCUCAUGCAUCUCCAACUCGGUUCUGUUCCAACGCUUGUCGUCUCAUCAGCUGCUAUGGCCCAAGAAGUUCUCAAGACACAUGACUUGACUUUUGCUAGCCGUCCUACUAUGUAUGCCACAAAAAAGUUGAGUUACAAUGGCACAAAUAUUAGUUUAGCUCCCUAUGGGAAGUAUUGGAGGGAAGUCAGGAAAAUAGCACUUGUGGAGCUGUUAAGUGCCAAGAGAGUGGAGUCUUUUGAAGCUAUUCGAAAAGAGGAGGUGGCUUAUAUACUUAAAAUUGUACAAGAUUCAACAGCAAAGUCUACUCCGGUAAAUUUAAGCGAGUUGAUGUUCGUGGUAGUGAAUAAUAUUAUACUCAGAUCUAUAUUUAGUAAAAAAGGGAAUCAAAGUGAAGAGAAGGGGAAGAGCAGUGUUGGUGAAUUUAGUGAAAUACUAAAUGAAAUGGAGGAAUUGGCAAGUGUGGGAAACAUAGCUGAUUCAUUUCCAUGGAUGGGGUGGUAUAACAAGUUCAACGGUUUUGAUGGAAGAUUAGAAAAGAAUUUCAGAGCUUUGGAUGGCUUUUAUGACAUGGUAAUUCAAGAGCACCGACAGCAAUCCGGCGGAUCCCAGCAUGAAGAUCUUGUUGAUGUAUUACUUCGGAUUCAGAAUGAUCCCAGUCAAGAAAUUAGACUGACUGAUGAAAACAUCAAAGGCAUAAUAACGGACAUGUUUGUAGCGGGAUCGCAUUCGUCUUCCAGUACACUAGUAUGGAUGAUGGCAGAACUUAUGAAAAAUCCAUCAGCAAUGAGAAAAGCACAAGAAGAAGUGAGAGGAGUUGUCAAUAAAAGUGGUUCACUACAGGUAAAAGAAAGGCAUCUUCCAGAACUAGUAUAUCUAAAAAUGAUUGUAAAAGAGGUACUUAGACUCCACCCUCCAAUCCCAUUACUAGUCCCACACGAAUCAACAGAAAGAUGCAGCAUUGCAGGCUAUGAUAUUCCGGCCAUGACAAGAAUGCUCAUUAACUGUGCAUCGACAGCCAAGGAUUCUGAGUACUGGGAAGAUCCAGAGGAGUUCAAACCAGAGAGAUUCUUAAAUUCUGAUAUUGAUUUCAGAGGCCGUCAUUUUGAGUUUUUACCAUUCGGGGCAGGUAGGAGGGGCUGCCCAGGAAUUAAUUUUGCAGCGGUGAUAUUAGAGUUUGCACUUGCUAAUCUGUUGCAUGACUUCGAGUGGAAUGUGCCGGACGGAGCAAGAGCUGAAGAUAUUGAUAUGGAAGAGUCUUUUGGGAUUGCUGUUCAUAAAAAAACUCCUCUUUGUCUGGUUGCCUCAACGCCAUCGAUGACAGUUUAGAUGUUGUACCAGGAUUGGUGUUAUUGUUGUGCUGUUGACUGUUGUUGUAUUGUACAGUCGAGUGAAUAGUGAUCAACUAAUUAUAUUCGCUACUAAGUUAUAGACUAAAUUGUAAGCUGUGUACCUCAAGUAUGAGGCUUGUGCACUUUAUGUACUUUAAUUAAGGAAAUUAGCAAAAUGCAUGCGAAAGUAAUGUAAGCGGUGUACUUCCGUCACCAAUUUCUAACA
Daucus carota subsp. sativus is the source of this 1890-nucleotide messenger RNA. RefSeq names its product cytochrome P450 71A9. Bases 145 to 1662 code for a protein of 505 amino acids. Gene Ontology annotation, molecular function: heme binding; iron ion binding; oxidoreductase activity, acting on paired donors, with incorporation or reduction of molecular oxygen. Lineage: Eukaryota; Viridiplantae; Streptophyta; Magnoliopsida; Apiales; Apiaceae. The record is from RefSeq and is a predicted model, not a curated record. The transcript is spliced from 2 exons.